Messenger RNA from Gasterosteus aculeatus aculeatus (three-spined stickleback), 5684 nucleotides. Lineage: Eukaryota; Metazoa; Chordata; Actinopteri; Perciformes; Gasterosteidae. The record is from RefSeq and is a predicted model, not a curated record.
CCCUCACUUUGAAAGCAUCCGGUGGUGUCUGAAUACCGGGUGCUUCUCCAAGGCAAAUGCGCGCGGGGUAGCAUUACGCACAGCCGUCAUAACGGUUCCACCCGUUAUUACCAGCUAAUCCCGGAGCAGCGACUCUUCACCGGGCGGAGCAACGCACGGAUUCACAAGGAAGGACACGCACACGCUCGGGGCGGGACACCAAGGCGCACCGUGUGAAAGUAAACUGCAGGAGGGGACGAAGGUUUGCCGUGGCGGACUAGAGAGAGAAUGGAGGGCGGAAAGGCAGGAAUAAUUCGAGGCUGGUUUCUGGAUUAAUCAUCUUUGUUGUGACCUAUAACGCCUCCAUCCGUAGGCUACCACCCACCGGGCAGCACGCCGUGUCCAGCCUCGGGCACAUCGACGCGGCGAGACGAGAGAGGUCAAGACAAAGUCACUUCUGUGGUUCAAUUAAGCGGGGGGAGAGAGAGAGAGAGCGGGGGGUGGACGACCCAUUGAUUCUGCAGGGGGUGGACGCGGUUUUCCGAUUGUGCACAUAUGUAUUUCACUUCUUACCUUGAAGGCGGAUUAUCAAGUAGCCCUCCAACGAGAAUGCUUACUAUCCAAUAACAAAGUGCAGAUCGAAUGCAAACAGCUGUGAGUAAGUGAGACGGGAAGCUGGUGCAGGAAUGACAGCUGCUGGAUGGCAGAGCAAAUAGCGUGUAAAGGGGAGUUUGCGUGGAGACCGGCAGAGUAGCACCAAAAAGGACGACUGCGCCCGGUGCUUCACAGACCCUUGUCCUCACUCUCUCCGGACACCGAUUCCAAGAGAUUUUUUUUGUUACUCCCAAACGCUUAGGGUAUUUCCUUAAAAUAUCCGAUCACCGGAGUCUUGAGGACAAUGCUGGAUCUCAUGUGGAGACCGAUUGGACGCACAACGCGGCGGCGCGCCGAUUUAACGGCGUUUCCAUCCACGCUCACACUUCUGUUCCAGUAGAUUGGCGGCGUGCACCGGAUUUCUGUUGGGGUUUUGUCGGCUGCCACAAGACGCACAGGCCUACCCGCAAAUGGGCUUUUAAUGCAAACUCAACUGGAACUAACUGAGACGCAUCGCUUGCCCCGCCGCCGCCGCCGCCGCUGCUCCAGGAGCCCCGCAGCGCGACCGGCGUUUCCCGGUGCCGGACCACACGUUCAGAAAGUGGAUAUGAUUUCUUGUUUGGUUUGAAAAUUGUCUGACUGCGAAGAGGAUUAUUUAACGUAGAUUAUUUAAUUUUGUGUCUGGAGUGGAGUUGUUCCCCUGGCUUCACAUUAAGAGGGGUCCCUGGAGGAGAAACCGCUUCUACCUAAACGCUGAGGAGGAGAGGGAUGCGCGCAGGUGGCGGUUGGUCAGCGUUAGAUCAUUUCUGAUGAAGAUGAUCAAACCUCUGAGUUGUGAGAUCCAAGUGGCCAGAACGACGCACCUGUCACAGCAUGUUGGAGGGACGGGAUCUUCAAUGGAGUUUUGAUCUUCUACAGAGCUGCAAGACACAAACACACUGCUUUUUAUGAUUCCACAAAAUCUCCCAAGGCCAUAAUUUCUCUGUUCAGUUAUCUACCCGUCGUGACAAUGUAUCUUCAUGUUGACUCUUAAAUCAUCGAGGAACACCACAUAGAGUUGCCCGGUUCCCUGUGCAGGAUAAUGGAACAGUUGUGGUUCUCUUUGCUGUUGCUGGCAGCGGCAUGCAGAGGACAGCCGUGUCCGAAACGCUGCAUGUGCCAGAGCCUUUCUCCAUCGCUCGCCAUUCUCUGCUCCAAGACGGGCUUGCUGUUUGUCCCCGGGACCAUUGAGCGGCGCACCGUGGAGCUUCGGCUCCAAGAAAACUUCAUUACAGCUGUCCGAAGAAAGGACUUUGCCAACAUGACCAGCCUGCUGCAUCUGACCCUUUCCAGAAACACCAUCAGUCAGAUUCUCCCUUCAGCCUUCUGUGACCUGCGGCGGCUGAGAUCACUCCAUCUAGAUUCUAAUAGAUUAACUGUGAUAAAGGAUGACCAUUUUAAUGGCCUGACCAACCUCCGUCACUUGAUCCUUGCCAACAACCAGCUCCACUCCAUAUCUCCACAUGCCUUUGAUGACUUCCUAACCACACUGGAGGAUCUGGACCUCAGCUACAACAACCUUGCCCAGGCGCCUUGGGACACGAUCGGACGCCUGACCAACGUCAAUACCUUAAAUAUGGAUCAUAAUCUGAUAGAAAAUGUUCCCCAAGGCGUAUUCACCAACCUGCACAAGUUGGCCAGGCUCGACAUGACGUCCAACAAGCUGAAGAAAAUCCCGCCAGACCCGUUGUUCCUCAGAAUCCCAGUGUACGCCAAGUCCAAAGGCUCGCCCCUCACCUCCCUGGUGUUGAGCUUUGGUGGGAACCCACUUCACUGUAACUGUGAGCUUCUGUGGUUGAGAAGACUGACCAGAGAGGACGACCUCGAGACAUGUGCCUCUCCCUCCGAGCUCAGUGCCAAGUACUUCUGGACAAUCCCUGAGGAGGAGUUUAUUUGUGAUCCACCAGUUCUGACCCGUAAGUCACCUCAUACGGUGGCCAUGGAAGGCCAGCCUGCGAGCCUGAAGUGCAAGGCCAACGGAGACCCCGAGCCCGAAGUCCACUGGAUCAGCCCUGAGGGGCGACUUAUAUCUAAUGGCUCAAGAACUUUGGUUUUCCCUAAUGGAAGCCUGGAGAUCAAUGUAACAUCCCUGAAGGAUUCAGGUAACUUCACCUGCAUUGCCUCCAACGCAGCAGGUGAAUCAACCGGGAGGGUGGAGCUAGUUGUCACGGCGAUGCCCCAUUUGGCGAACAGCACAAGCCGCAGCCGAGACCCAGCCUCUGAACCCGCCCCUUCCGACAUCCUGACCUCUUCCAAGGUGUCGCUGCCUAACAACGAGUCCAGAGCGGCCGACCGGAGGGUCUCGUUGGUGGAAUUGACAGGGAACUCUGCCCUCAUUAGAUGGAGCAGUCAGACUUCUUCGACUGGAGUCAGGAUGUUCCAGGUCCAGUACAACAGCUCAGGGGAUGACACACUGGUGUACAGGAUGAUUCCAUCCAGCAGCAAUGACUUCCUGGUUCGGGAUCUCGCCACUGGACGCAACUACGAUCUCUGUGUCCUGGCCGUGUUUGAUGAUGUCAUCACCUCACUGACAGCAACUCGUCCUUUGGGCUGUCUGUCGUUCACCACGGACACAGAGUUCAGCCAGUGCCAGGCAUUGCACAGCCACUUCCUGGGAGGCACCAUGAUUAUUAUCAUUGGAGGGAUUAUUGUCGCCUCUGUGUUGGUUUUUAUUAUCAUCUUGAUGAUACGAUACAAAGUUUACAGCCAACAAGGGACGGGCCAGGGAAAAGGAGCCAUGGCGGCAACAGCGCCAAGACCACAGAGCAACGGGCAAGGAGGAGGCGGACAGGUCCAAGUCUUCCCUCACUCUGCCUCAAAAAUGCCCGACAGUCAGGAGGACCAAGCGCUUGCACCGUCAAGGGCCACGUCGCCUAGCAACACUACGAGAGACACUGUGGCAUUGGUGGAGGAGGCGAGCGGCGGAUACAGCGUAAUGACAAGGACUGACUCCUUGGCCAAUGAGGAGUUGCUCUCUCCCACCAGGGCGCGCUUCUCCUCCAGGGUCGCCAUUGAGAUGAAGAGCAGACCACCAUCUGUCGCCAAAGAGCCCACAUCGCCCAAGGAACUGGCAGCAGCAGACGACAAGCGACCUCAUAGUGUCGAAAGGAGAGACUUUAAGAUCUGAGGGUCUCUUGGCCUCACAAAGAGGGCGUGCCAACACUACAAGCAAAGAAACCCUGACGUUGUUGUUCUGAGUGGCAGAUGUGGAAUACGUCAUCACCACCAGGGACGACCUGGGGAAAACUGAAGAAAAACAGCCCUACAGAUCCUUUCCCAUUUACCGUGCACAUCACUUUGUUUCCAUGAAUAUCAUUGGGUAAAAGACCUAUACUGUCUGGUGAACUAUUACUGCCAAUCUUAGUUGUCAUGUCGGACUUGGAUGUGUCCAGGCCGGUGUUUCAUUGGCUGUCGAUUGGCCAGUUUUAGUGUGAUCGCCUCAAAUCACCAUUUUCAUGGAUCGGCACACAAUAAAUUCUGGAUUUACUGCUUUGACACGUACAACAGCAGAAGAGGAUAAAAUGGUAGGUAACUUAAAAAUAAAUCAUGAAGAAAUGUGUGGGUUUGUAAAAAAAUAUAGUUUGGCAGAAAAUAUAAAUGGACUUCUCAUCAUGUGGAGCGGCAUCCAAAUAAGGACUUUGAGUGGAUAGCAUUAACAGACAGACAGCACAAUUUCAAUACACAGAUAAUCACACUUAACCCCGGAUCUACAAUAUGACAGACUGCCCAAACACAAAGCUGAUAACAUUACACAAAAAAAUCUUCGGCUUAUGAUACAAAGAUGUGUUAACCACUUGGAUGAUAAUGGCUCACUCUUUCUCAACUGAACAUAAUGGACUCUCAACAUGUCCGGCUGCACGUAGCACCACUCCAUUCAUCCACAUGGACUGAGCCAAUUCUGCUUAUUUGAACUGAACUGAGCUGAGCUGGAUCUGGAUCUGGAUCUCGACCUCGACUGGACCCUGCUAUCUCUCGAUCACAAGUCUGAAAAGCACAGUGUAAAACAUUAACUGGAGCCUCAACUGGAAUUGCAGACUGGUAAAAGAUUCAGACUGUGCAGUGAUGCGAUGCAGACUAAACUGGACUAAAGUGGACCAGACAGGCCCGUUAUCAAUUGGUCUGUUUUCCAAUGGAUGGGACUGGAGAGGACCUUGUCGACCUUUAACAGCCUCUAACAUCUCUUCAGGCCCACGUACGCAGAGCCAGGAAUCCGAUGAACAAGAAAACAGAUGGAGGGGUUAAAAAAAAAUCAAGUAGCAGGGUGUCAGUAAGCCAAAUUUAAGCCGAUCAGCCUUCAUCUUCAUCAAAUCAUCAACGUUGACAUUAAUACGUUUACGGAGUUCAACUUUGAAAAUCAAAAUACUUUAUUUUAAAGAAUAAAUAAUAAUGUUGGAAGACUGUAUAUGACUGCCGCCCCCCUACACUCCCCCAACUUAUACACAUCAUGGUUGUAGCCUGCACUGCCCUCUGCACAUCUUCAUUAUAGCGUUCUCACAUCACUAUGGAGUGGGUCAACGUGCACACAGCGUGAUAGACAUCAGGACAAAUCUCACUUCAUGUUUUCGGUGAAAAGAAUUCUCCAUGUAUCUGACAGAUAUUCCUUCAUGUUAACCAUCAGAGUGAUACAGGUGCUAUAAUACCGGCAUCUCUCUCAUAAUUUCCAUGCUUUGACUCUCACUUCAAGCCGGUUAUUGUAAAUGGGAUUUGUGGCACACAAGUGUCAUCUUAGAUAUGUGCUUUUCCAUAUGUGUGUUUCUGUGUGUGUGUGGGGUGUGUGUGUGUGUGCACUUAAUUGAGCUUGCGCCAUCCCCCCGGGGUCAUGACGGUUGUCUUGAAUGUUACGGUUUCUUACUAAGAUUGAUUACUAACGUUGGUAGAAGAGCAAAUAACCGUUUGACCCAUCUCAGAAGAAAUACAAAAAAUGUGUCUUCACUUUCCUCCCUCCAUGCUCCCUUCACUUCUUUUGGGCUUUAUAUUUUGUAUGUGUACAUACAGCGAUUUGAAAUCUUAUAGUUUUGUACAUGUAAUUUUUAUGGUGUGUGGAAUUUUUUUAAUAAACAAACAAAAAUGGA